This is a messenger RNA of Adineta ricciae, 807 nucleotides long. Lineage: Eukaryota; Metazoa; Rotifera; Eurotatoria; Adinetida; Adinetidae. The record is from the annotation of a GenBank genome assembly.
AUGUCGACCGAUCCUGAAAUGUUAGAAAAAUGUGCACAAAUUGUUGCCAAUGCAAAUCGUAUCGUUUGUUUUACCGGUGCUGGUAUGUCUGCAGAAUCUGGUAUAGGAACGUUUCGAGGUGGAAGUGGCUUAUGGAGUGGUGUUCUCGGAACUGUUGUACUCGGAUGGUUUGGCACGCCUGUUGGUUGGAAAUGGACACCCGGUCUUGCUUGGAGUCAAUAUAUCGAUAAAUUUUAUAAUCCGAUACGUGAUGCUCAACCAAAUGAAGGUCAUAAAGCACUCGUUAAGUUAGAAAAAUUAUGUCCGGAGACGGCGAUUAUUACACAGAACGUCGAUGGUCUACACCAACGAGCUGGUUCAAAGCCUGAUCAUGUGUUCGAAGUUCAUGGAACUGUUCGACGUAGUCGAUGUGUUGCCAAUGGUCACAUUUAUGAUUUCGGAGAUGAAAUAAAUCUUCCAAGAAAAUCGCCGACAUGUCGAGUCGAAGGAUGCCGGUCGACUUUACGUCCGGAUUGUGUUUUAUUUACGGAAGGUUUGCCAGGUGAUCAAUGGAUGGGUGCGCAAACGGCAGCAAGACAUUUAGGACAUGGUGAUGUGAUGAUUAUUGUAGGAACUUCCGCUCAGGUUUACCCGGCUGCUGGUCUGCCUGAAUCAGCAGCUCGAAAUGGUGCGACUCUGAUUGAUAUUAAUUUGGAGAGAACGAAUUUUUCAACGUUGAACAAUUAUCAAUAUUUAGGCGGAACAGCUGCGACAACGUUACCUGCGCUAGUUAACCGAGUUGAGGAAUUGAAAAGUCAAAACAGAUAG